GCAGGGGAGUGACGACGGCGACGAUGCCCGGCGAAACGAGCGAUGGAGGAGGGGAAGACAUCAACGGCGGACAAGGCCGCCAUAUUGAAUCACUCUCGUUAAUUUUUGCGCAGAGGCGGUGUGAAUUUUUUCUCCUUGCGCGGAAGGUAGCAGCCCAAGGUUGGUGUCUGGGACUCGCGUAUGGUGACGAUCGUUCUCGCGGUUACCACCGACAUCCGCGUCAUCCCCUGUCCAUUUAACGGAGGCUCUCCUUCCCUCAGUCUGCGCGUACGUACGUAUUUUUAUGUUCUCUCGUGUUUGUGACAAACACGGAGCUGAAAGUCCGCAAUUGAAAGUAAGCCGCAGGCGAAAGACAUGGUAGAACGAUGCACGGCUAUGCCAGGCGAAAACGUAUCACGGAAACGCGCGGAAAUCGCGCGUGUAUGAUCGCGCGAGACGGUGAAGUGUGCUCGUGCAUAGGGAGAUACACUCGAGAGAAGUGAAGUGUAUGCGUACACUGACUGCGGUAUGUCGUGUGCGCCAUGUCAUUAGCUCCUGUAUUUGAAAGAAUGGAAGCCAUGGACUUGGACGGGGAUGCGGUUGUUGACUUGAGUGUUAGCAGCAGUAGCAGGAGAAAUUCUCCAUCGAUCACAGUUAAUUCUGGUGAUGUAGGAGUUCCAUUAGAUUUAGGUGUUCAUUUUCCCUCGAAUCCUAAUGUGGACAACAUGCCAGAAGCACGUAACAUUCAGAAUGCAGCAAGAGGCAUUUUGGCUCCUAAGUCUGGGGAUGAUAGGAAAACACGUCGUAAUCUUAGACCUAGAAUUGAAAUAAGUUAUGCAGAAAGUCCUGAUGAGCGUAGAAUAAAUGGUUAUGUGAAUGGAAAUGCAGACAGUGAUGAAGGUGAUAUGCCUCCUUUGCCUCCGAUAAAAGAAUUAUCAUCAGACGAAUUGGCAGAACGUGAAAGAACACUCAGAAAAUUAAGGGAGGAUCUUAGAUAUGAGGAAAUGAAAUUGGUAUUAUUGAAAAAAUUACGGCAAUCUCAACAACUGAAGGAAAACAUUGCUUCUGUGCCCAAAGUUCCAAGUAAAUUACCUCCUCCGGUUACAGUACAACCAGCCCCUCACAGUAACGUUCCUGUUUCCAGUCAUAGGACAGGCAAGGCACCACCACCUUUGCUCAGAGGACAACCUGCACCUAGCAGAAGUAGUAGUUUACACGCACCACCACCUGGAAUGUUAUUACCACCCACAGUUGGACGGAGUUCUACUUCUAGUACUGGAAUGCCACCCAACAUGGUCAUACCACAACCACCUCAUCCUAGAGGUAGGCCACCUAGUGCAACGCCCAAUGUAUCAAAUUAUCACGCACCUGCAGAUAGAACUGAGAGGUCUACAAAAGAUCCAACACCCACUCCAGCACAUCAAGUAAGUAAGCUGCUUGUUGGACCUCAAGAAAAUAAAACCACAACAUCCUUAAGCACACCUGUGAUUUCAGAACAGGAGAGACCAAGGGAUGAUAAUCAGACACCGGCACAACGUCAGGCAGCUGCUAAAUUGGCUUUAAGGAAACAACUUGAGAAGACGUUGUUACAAAUACCGCCUCCAAAACCUCCACCACCGGAGAUGCACUUUGUGCCAAAUCCGUCUAAUACGGAAUUCAUAUACUUGGUGGGUCUGGAGCACGUAGUUGAUUUUAUCACUAAAGAACCCGCUAUCCCACCCCCUCCGGAACCGUUUGAGUGCACUCAAUGCAAAACGGAUUUCACACCUGUGUGGAAAUGGGAAAAACCUGUAACCGGCGGUAAAAAAGAAGGUCCACGAGGGCAGCAUGCGACAUUUCAAAGACCUCCGGCUGGUCGUGAUCCUCGGGUCAUAUGUGAACAUUGCGUUACGACCAAUGUUAAAAAGGCUCUCAAAGCAGAACAUACUAAUCGGUUAAAGACAGCGUUUGUGAAAGCGCUACAGCAGGAACAAGAAAUAGAGCAAAGGUUGGCCCAAGCAGCGUGUCCAAGUCCAGAUCCACCAGCUCCUAAACCAGUUCCUAAAGCGGCUACUCCUACAAGAAGAGUAGCAACACCACCAGCCCCUCCACCACAAGUUCCACCGGCACCAACGCUAGCGCCAACCCCACCAGCACCCAAAUUACAAGAACAUCCUCUUGUCAAAUUGGCAGAAAGUGGAAAAUUCAGUCCGCAUCAUGCUGCUGCGGCUGCUUUACAGCAACAACUGCUCAGAGAACUGGCAAAAAAUCCAGUACCAGGUCUACCACCUCAUCAACCUCUUCCAGCUCACAUGAUGCCACCAUUUACAUCUAUAUUAUAUCCUUAUCAACUAGCAAUGGCGCAGGCUGGUGGAAAAGGCCUGGCAGAAUUACAACGACAAGCAGCAGAUUUACAACGUCAAUACUUGCUUGAUAUGAUUCCGUCGCAAGCAUCGCAGGCACAGGGUAACCAGGCUCCACCUCGAGCUCAUCCGCAUAAUUGGAAGACGUAACCAGACGCAUUUAAAAACCGACCAAUGAAUACAAAUAAAUGAAAUUGCGAAAGUUGUGUUGAAGAAUAUCGAGAGGAAAAGAUACUCAUAUUCUUUUGCCACAUUGUACCGAAUGAAGAUUUCAAUGGAUUGUGAAAGUCGUAUCUUCAUGACAUUUUUAGAAUAAUGUAUCAAUCCUGUAAGAUUGAUAUCUUUAUUUACAACGUGAAGCUCAAACUUGGAACAAUGGGACAGACACUUAUUGUGAAAAUGAAUGGAUUUUAACUUUCAUUUUGUGAAUAUACAUAGACGUGUGAGUGAGUGAGUCUUGAUUGUUACCCAGAGGGUUCGAUGUUUUAUCGUCUCGAACAUCCUAAACUUUCAUUUAUAACAUACGAAUGAUAAUUUUCGUAAUUUCCUUGGUGGUUUCAAAGAGAGAGAAAGUGAAAUAAUGACACACACAAUUUAUCCCAAACGCCAGAAAACGAACAGAUUUUUUUGAUUGGUUACUCUUUCAGGAAGGAGCAAUAUCUGUUUUCUUCUUUUCCGCAUUACCCUAUGUUGAUAUUAACAAUACUACGAAGAAAUAAUAAAUGAAUGUCAAUCAGUUGAACUACAUAAUAACGUGGACGCACAUAAUUGAAUAUAAUUACUUCAAUUAUUACAUCAUAUAUAUUAUAUAUACAUAAAGAACCAAGUGGACAUUUAUAAGGCACUAAGGACAGUAAUAAGUGUUCGUGAUCAUAAAAAAGUUCGUUGAUCCACGAUAGUAGAGAUAAUCGGAAAGGGAGAGAAUGAACGAAUGAACGCGAGUGAGAAAGAGAAGGGUAAAGAAUACGCAUAAGCAUGUAGUGUAAAGCAACAAUGUUGGGAAAAAAAAGUGGAAUCAUUCAUAUAUUAUAGUUACGCCAACUUCUGUCGCUAGUUUGAAUAAUUUUUUUUUUUUUGACCAUCGGCGGUACCUGUUUUAUGUAUAUUUCUUUAUUUCUUUUUUUUUUUUGUCUUUCAAACUGUGACUACUUUUAAGACAGUUAUAAUAAUUGAGAAAGAGAAAGAACGAGAGCAAGAGCGAAUGAGAGAGAAAAUUGUAGACUACUGACGAGAGGAAAUGGAAAAAAGAAGAAAAGAAACAAAUGAUCUUUAUAAAAAUGUACGUCACUGACAUAGCAAAAAACGAAUGUGGGUGUGAUAGUAAUGUUUUUUCGUUUUUUUUCUUUUUGUUUUUUAUUGUCAUUGCGAAAGGACAGAGAAUGAGCAUUCAGUAUCUUAAAAAGAAAAAAAAAAAAAAAUAGAGUGACACGAGUGUCAUUCGCGCACAAGUCGUAAAAGAAACAAUUUCAUAAUAAAAUUUCUUCAGAUUCAUUUUAAUGCAAGAUGUAUUUAAAAGAAAAAAAAGGAAAAAGUAAAAAAAAGGAGGCGUGAAAUGAAAAAAAUAUAUAUAUAUGUAUAUGUAUGAACACACACAUACACACACAUAUACAUAACACGCGUUAGCAUGCAAACACACACAUACACACACACACAUAUAUGUAUAUAUAUAAAAGAAACAGAAGAAAGAAGGAAAAAAAUUUUGUUAACAAUGGUGUAAAUUAUUAAUGAUAGCGCGAUUGAUUUCAUGUGUCACGUUGAUGUAAAAAUAUUUAAUGAAUCUAAACAGGUUAUAUGUACCCGAAGUAUUUCUUGAAGGAAAGCAGAGAAAAAGCGAUGGCAGAUCGCCGAGUUCUUAUGAAAUUCUCUCUUCUGAAGAAAAAUCUUUAUCUGCACUCUAAGGAAAGAAAAAGAAAGAAAGAACAAGUUUGGAAACAGAAAGAAAAAAAAAAAAAAAAGAAAAAAAAAGAAAAAAAAGGAACAAAAUCUCUCCGGCACACAUCCCAAGCAAUACUUAUUACCACCCCCACUUUUGAACAAUCUGAUUUUUCAUUGAUUACCGCCUAACCAAUUGAUCUUGGACACAAUUUCCGAAUCACUAAAUAUAUAGUUAACUGUAGUCUUGAUAUUUCUCGGUAUAUGAUACAAGUUAAUAAACUAAAAAUAGCAUAAUCAAUCUCUCUUUGUACUACGUGAUAGAUUUUGAACUCAUACUUGAUAUACAUGUACACCGUAAUAAGUCUAUCGAUCGCAUAAUAGAUCAAAAUCUGUGUUUUUUGUGUAAGAGAAUCGAAGUAAUGUCAUCGUUGUCAAUUGUCAUUUUUGCCAGACCGCUACCGCUGUCAUCCUCUUGAUCGUAAAGAAAAGGAAAAAAGAAAAAAAAAAAAAAAUAUGAAAAAAUGUAGAAACGAAAAAAAAAAAAGUGGACUUAUUCAUGUUUCAUUGUCAUGAUCACUCGCGAAGAGGAGGGAGUGCAUGGUCUUUUAACGCACAAUAUAACAUACGAUCGAUCUAUUUUAACUUAAUUAUGUGUUAUCAAUUACAUGCGUAUAUAUGUGUUCACUUUUUUUUUAAUCUCACAAGUUUUAUUAUAGGCUUCAAAAAAAGAAGAAAAAAAGAAAAAAAAAAUAGAGACUAGAUCAGUGUCGUUAAAUCUUACACGGAUGACCCGAUGAGAUUUUGAAUUUAGAUUUUCAAAUAUUUCAUUUAAUUCUAGAAUUAAUUUUACUUUGGCUACGUAUGCUAUGUUUUGCGCAAUAACGAUCAACUUAUUGCGUAGAAUGUAGAAUAUAAAUACCUUAAAAUUUAGCGGUCCAGCGUGUGAUCUAACUUGUGAUCGAUAUUUACGUAUCGAGAUUUAUUAUUAUAUUUAUUAUUGCUAGUAUCACGUUCAUGCGUCUAUUAGAUAUUUACUUUUCUUCGCCAGCCUCCCUUCCUUCGUGACAUGUCUGUAUUAUUUGAUUUGAAAAAAAGGAAAAAGAAACGUGAAGAUGCGCGCGUAGCAUCAUUGCUCUCACGACUGCCAAAAAUCGCGUGAUUGAUGACUCGAUUGAUGAAUAAAUUGAUCGUCGAUCGCGAUUCUUCUGAGUGACGAACCUUACGUGAAAAAAAAAGAAAUGGGAGAACGUUCAAAACAAUUGCAUUGCAUUUUUUUCAUACAGUAACGCAAGACGAAUAUUUGGGAAAAAAAAAAGAACGAAAUGACGCAAACGAAAGAAAUGGAAAAGAAAAAAACAAAAAAAGCAACUAAUACGUUUCUUCCUUAUCUUCCUUUCUAGUCUUGUCUUUCACCUCUGCAUGGUGCUGAUUUAAGAACUGAGAGCACUCCCAAGUGCAAAAGUAUAAUUUUAUAUUCUAGACACGAAAAGAAAAAUAAAAAAAACAAAAAACAGAAAAAAUGAUGGAAAAAGAAAAGAAAUUAUACUGCAAUGGCAGGGCGGUAGUGUGAAAUACACGGAAUAAGAAACAACAAACAAAGAGAACGAAACGAGUGCGAGUUUCGAUCUGACACAUAGGUGAAGCAAUAUAGAACUUCGAGCAUCGCGGAAUAAUAUUCUAUAUAAGGUAUUUGGAAAAAAAGAAAUAAAAUGCUGUGUAAACGAAAACGAGGUCCGAUAUUUCGUGGGGAUGCAGAAGAUAUGAAACAGUUUGGGAAAAAAAAAAAAAAAAAAUGUGCGGAAACAAAAGGAAAAAAAAACAAAAACAAAAAAUUGAUAAUGUACAAAAAUGAUUUUCUAAGCGCGCCAUGGAAAUUAUUAUGUCUAGGAACAGAAAAAAAAAAAAAAAAGAAAUUCGUAUUAUUCUAUCUUUAAGUCUGGCUACCUGACGAGAAUCUCUGCCCCCUCCCCCACAAUUUAUAGGAUUAGUAGUUUUAACAAAGAAACAAACAAACGAAAAAAAAAAAAAAAGUUUACCGAAUACUCUGGAGACUACACGAAUAAAGCUUAUCAAUGAUUGUAUCUCGAGUGAUGAUUUAUUAUUUGUACUCUCGAAAAAUGUUGUCAGCUUUUAAUGUUACAUGUAAAGGGAAAAAAAAAGAAAAAAAAAAAUAAGUGAAAACAAAUCCGUCGAAAAGAAGAAUUUUCACGAAGCAAGCGUUGUGUUAUUUCCGUGUGCGUUGCCAAAUUUUCGACCAGACAUUUUGUAAAUGUCGUUAUAAAUUUAUCGAACUUGUCGUCCGUGUUGGUUGUUGUCUCGUCGCUCGCGUAAACUCGUACACCUUCUCAACAAUCGUUAAGAGAUAUAGAAGCGACGGAUUUAAAAUGGCCUGCGAUCGUUUAGCCUUUAGGAGGUACCAUUAAUUUUUUACUAUGUUUUGUACAUUGACCUAUGAACGCUCAAGAAUUUCGUCAUUACAAA
This is a messenger RNA of Frieseomelitta varia, 6677 nucleotides long. It is a transcript of the gene simj, whose product is annotated as transcriptional repressor p66-beta-like. Lineage: Eukaryota; Metazoa; Arthropoda; Insecta; Hymenoptera; Apidae. The coding region runs from base 522 to 2471 and encodes 649 amino acids. Gene Ontology annotation, biological process: negative regulation of transcription by RNA polymerase II. The record is from RefSeq and is a predicted model, not a curated record. Gene Ontology annotation, cellular component: NuRD complex. The transcript has 9 exons.